UUUUUGAUUGGGUUAAAGUCUCUGAUUAGGUUUUUUGGUCAAGAUAGGAAAAACUUGAGUGAUGGAUAGUGAUUCAACUAAGAGGCCCCAAUUUGGAAACCGUCAUUUAACAGAAGAAAAUAAUGUUUUCGAGCAUAAUGCAUGGUAUGAUAAAAUUUACUCAUAAAAGGUAUUGUUAUGCGUUCACAAAAUACAGAAAGAAACCUAAGUAUGGGUCAAGAUUCUUGAAAGACAGAACGCAGAUAUACGAAUUCAAUGCAUGGGAUGACGUUGAGUGGGAUGAGGACCAGAAGAAAGAAGCACAAAAAAUAGUCACCCAAAAUGGCAAAAUCACAUUGCCAAAAGAAGCUAUAGACAAGUAUGACAUUGAAGCAAACCUGUACUGGGAUGCCUUCUACAACAUCCACACUAACCGUUUCUUCAAAGAUCGACACUGGUUGUUCACCGAGUUCCCUGAAUUAUCAGAUAGUACACCUGAAAACCAUAAAAAAAUAUUUGAAAUCGGAUGUGGGGUGGGGAACACAAUUUUUCCCAUUUUACAAUAUUCAAGAAAUGAAAAUUUGUUUGUUUAUGGUUGUGACUUUUCCGAAACAGCUAUUAAUAUAUUGAAAGAAUCUAAGGAGUACGAUACAAAAAGAUGUGAAGUAUUUGUGGAAGAUGCUUCAAAGGAUACUUGGGAUGUUCCUUUUGAAGAAAAUAGUAUUGAUAUUAUUGUACUAAUAUUUGUGCUAUCCGCUUUGAAACCAGAGAGGUUUCAGAGUGUUGUGGAUAAUAUUUAUAAAUAUUUGAAACCUGGGGGUGUGGUUCUGUUUCGAGACUACGGCAGAUAUGAUUUGGCACAGCUGAGAUUCAAACCUGGAAAGUGCCUUUCAGAGAAUUUCUAUGUAAGAGGAGAUGGAACAAGAGUUUAUUUCUUCUCACAAGAGGAAAUCCGGUCGUUGUUUAACGAUUCAAGGUUUGUAGAAGAAGAAAAUAGAACGGACAAGAGGCUGCAAGUGAAUAGAGGUAGAUUGUUGAAAAUGUAUAGGGUUUGGAUCCAAGCUAAAUAUAAAAAAAUUUAAGGUA
Messenger RNA from Coccinella septempunctata (seven-spotted ladybird), 1065 nucleotides. RefSeq names its product methyltransferase-like protein. Lineage: Eukaryota; Metazoa; Arthropoda; Insecta; Coleoptera; Coccinellidae. Gene Ontology annotation, molecular function: tRNA (cytidine-N3)-methyltransferase activity. The record is from RefSeq and is a predicted model, not a curated record. The transcript is spliced from 4 exons. Bases 123 to 1061 code for a protein of 312 amino acids.